AGAGUCCUUCUGUAGAUCCCCAGCUUUUCAUAGACAGAAAGGAGAAAAAGGAGAGAGGAUAAGUGGGAGUGUUGAUGAUUGAGUUGUACCAGUGUGAAGGAACGGAGCACUUUGAUUUUUCUCCAGUAACUUCUGUUUAGGUGGGAGAACUAUUGCCUUUGUGGGAGAUCGGCAAACUGGGACCCUAAGUUAAAACUGAGUCUUUAUUCCCCAGGGCAAGGAGGAGUUACUUCCUUAUGCAACUGCAGGCUGGAUUUCAGUCCCUGUGGGAGAAAGAUGACUGGGAGAGGAGUAAGAUUACAGUCUUGGAGGCUAGGUGCACAAGGAACAAAUGGGUGUGCUUUGGUGCUAUACUGCACAAAGUCUUAAGCUUCUUUGAAACCAAGAUCCUGCUUCAUUUUGAUUGUUUUUCUUUUCUGCUUUUAUAUUUGGCUGUGGAUGAAACAUCCUCGAGGAAAAGGACUUGGGAAGAUUUAUCAAUUUAGUGACCAGGUGCCAAAGAAGUCUGACUAGUUCAAACACAUUGUUGCUCUUUACUCCCUAUUCUGGAUACCCCUUUCAGCCUCUGCCUCCCACUUCCUCCUUUCAUUCUUUAAAAGGAAUGGCCAGAAGUAACCCUUUUGGAUUUUGCACUGAUUGUUGCUUAACGAGUGCGAAGGUGAGAAGAGCACUUUGUUAAAGGACCAGGAGCAACUUUUUGAGACUUUUUUGUUUAGGCUGAUUUUUGUAUGUAGUGAAGUCUGAUGUAAAAGAAGAUGAAAAAGGAGUGUGCUUCAGGUUCCUUCAGACUCAAGCCAAAUUCAGGUUCUCUCUCACGUGCUGUAAGCUGGAUAAAUUUCUCCUCCUUGUCCAGGCAGACAAAGAGAUUGUUUCGCAGUGAUGGAGAGCUCUCAAUAUGUGGGCAGCAGGUAGAAGAUGAUGAUGAAAAUUGGAUCUACAGAACUCAGCACAGAAAAGCUGUCUCCAAUUUAGAUGAAGAGAGUAGAUGGACGGUUCAUUACACAGCACCAUGGCACCAGCAGGAAAAUGUCUUCUUACCUACCACGAGGCCACCCUGUGUGGAAGACUUGCAUCGACAAGCCAAACUGAACUUAAAAUCAGUGCUGAGAGAAUGUGAUAAACUGAGGAGAGAUGGUUAUCGAAGCUCUCAGUACUAUUCUCAGGGACCGACUUUCUCUAAAGCCAGUUCAGCUUGUGACACCUAUAAAGAUGAAGAUGAAGAAAGUAAUCAAAAGUGUUCCAUCUCUUCCUCAGAGGAAGAAAAACUUAUUGCUACGAAGAGAGCCAGAACUCCAACUUCAAAUGACUUAUCUGAUAUUAACACCCAAACAAACUGGACCAAGUCACUUCCGCUGCCAACACCAGAGGAGAAGAUGCGACAGCAAGCGCAAACAGUCCAGACAGAUGUGGUUCCUAUUAAUGUAACUGGGGAGAAUUUCGACCGCCAAGCCAGCCUUCGGCGGUCUCUAAUUUACACAGACAAUGUUGUAAGACGGCCGAAGAAAGUCAAAAGGAGAAAGACUAUUACAGGAAUCCCAGACAACAUACAAAAGGAGCUAGCUACUGCCACUAGCCAGAAUGACUUCCGUGGUCACUCUAUGUAUGUCCCAGACCACUAUUCCACCUUAGGAAGGCUUGACAACUAUCGGUCUGUCAUUCAGCGUUCUGAAACCAGGGAUUCCAGUUGUCAGACUGAUGAAGUGAAAGUUGUGCCUCCUUCAAUGAGAAGAAUAAGGGCCCAAAAAGGUCAAGGUAUUGCUGCCCAGAUGAGCCAAUUCUCCAUCUCAUCAGGGAACAUGUCGGUGAUGAGUGAUUCUGCAGGAGUUGUGUUUCCUUCACGCCUCUACAGUGAUGGAGGUUUCCAUAGUCUUCCUCGCCCUGGAACAAGGGUAUCCCAUCAUCCACUAGAAUCACCACAAGAUCUUGUUAACCCUGCAGAAGACUUGGCUAGUAUUCUUUCUUACCAGAUGGAUAAAUUGCAAGUUGAUGAGAACCUUGAGCAAAUGAGAUGUAUCUCAAGGCCUGGGACAUUAUCACGGCCCAAAUCUGAAGAGUUGAGGCAUUAUGAAAGUGAAAAAAUAAGCCCAGCUUGUGUUGUUUCUCCUCAUGCAACUUACUCUACCAGCCUCAUAGCAAAUGCCACAAUUUCUUCAUCAUCAGAGGUUAUUGCUAUUCACACAGUCCAGAAUACUGGACAGUUGGACAGCAAAAUCACCAGCUCGUUAUCUUAUGCAAAGACAAUGAAGUCCAGAGACAAUCUUGCCACCACCAGUGCCAUAAAAGAUGAUCAUCAGUCUUCCAGUGGUAACUGGAGUGAGAGUAGCUCUACCCGACAUUCACAGACCAGCAAUGUGGUCAUGAUGGCAUCCCUCUGUGGCUCAGAUGUCUCUCUGAACACUCCAGGAAACAAGGAGAAUGGGUCCCGAAAUGUUGCCUAUAACUGCAGAAGCAAUCUGAAUUUUCUAAGCCAUUCCCAGGAUAGUGAUGGCAAGAGUGAGUCUAGUUAUUCAGGUGAUAGAGCACAUGGUAGCACAGAGGCCUGGGAAUACAAAACCUUAGGUAAUGAGAGGGCAUCCCCACACAAGCCACUUUGUAUUACUCCUGGCUACUCUACUCCCGCUAGUAACAUGAGCAGCAGUAGUUUAGACCAGACCUCAGUCAAAGAGGACUCAAAUGCAGUUCACUCCGACCAUGAUGGCUUCUACACUUCCAUGCAUAUGGACUCUGAACUCAAAUCAGGAAAACCGUGCAAUAGCAGUGAUGGCUUUGGGAACCCCAGGCACAGUGUGAUUAAUGUUUUUGAUGGGAAAGCCCAGAAAAACCAAGGUGACCAGACACAAUACUGUAAUAAAUCUCUGCCACGAAACAUUUCCUUAAAGAAAGCGAAGAAACCUCCCCUUCCACCUUUUAGAACAGAUUCUCUUCGAAGGUCCCCUAAGAAAAAAUCCCAGCCCAAUGGGCAGGUGCUCAAUGAGACUCUGAUUGCUACCCUCCAGCAUUCCUUGCAAUUAAAUCUGCAGCGUAAAGAUAGCAGUUCCCCUUCCCAGAGCCCCUGUAGUGAUUACGAGGAUCCAUGGCUCCUCCGUUCCCGUAGCCAGAGCACAGUCAGCACAAGCAGCAGUAUGGUGUCUGCCACAGCCCCAAAUGUGUACUCUCUCUGUACAGUCACACCAUCCCAGAGCGACACAAGCAGUGUCAAGUCAGAGUAUGGUGAUCCUUGGGGUUAUUAUAUUGACUACACUGGCAUACAGGAAGAUCAGGGGAAAUCUGGAGGAACAUGUCCACCUAGUGCUGUGGCCCCUUUGUGUGAUUUUUCCACCAGCCACCUCCAGGAUGGGUCCAGAGCGCCCAUUCACCAGGGGUCUAGUGGACUGGCCAAACCAAAGAACACUUCCCCAGAGAAGUGUCACAGGGUUACUUCCCCAUCUAGUGGUUAUUCUAGUCAGUCGAAUACCCCUACAGCGCUUACCCCAGUGCCUGUGUUUUUAAAAUCCAUCUCACCAGGAAACGGAAAAUCAAAGUUGAAGCCCAAAGUGCCUGAAAGAAAAUCCUCUCUGAUCUCUUCAGUAUCUAUCUCUUCAUCUUCAACUUCCCUUUCUUCUAAUACUUCAACUGAAGGUAGUGUGAAUAUGAAGAAGUUGGAUUCAGCCAUUCCUCCUCUUUCUCCAGCACCUCCACAUACUCUUGAUCAUUCCCCUCUUCCUCCUCCUCCUCCUUUGGCAGAUGUUUUGGAGCCAUCCACCGUGCAGCACUCCCCCAUUUUCCCUCCUCCACCACCAGAAAUUCUUGCUUCUUCUUUCCUUCCAACUGAUACGUGCUUUCCUCUUCCCCCCACAUCCUUCAGUACGCCAGAUUCAGAUGCUUUCUUGCCACCACCUCCUUCAUCUCUUUUUCCCUCAUCAGUUCCUCCACCUGCUCCACCUCUUGACCCCAAGUUGAUGAAAGAAUCUUGGCCUUCUUUUAAAAAGUGUAGCCAGCAGGAUUCUUCUUGUGCUGUAUUAAAACAGCCUCUCAACCAGGAAGAAACCACUAAACCACCAAUGCCCCUAAUAACCACUAAAGCAUUACAGAUGGUACGGUUGAGGCCGGUAAAAAAGCCCCCAGGAACAUUAGGAGUGCAGCCAGGCAAACCAGCUUCUGAAACAGAAUCUCAGGAAAAUAAUUCUGUGGUUCCCCAGGGUCCGUUAAAACCACCUUCUGCCUUGAAACACAAAGAGAGCCUCAAUGGAGUGGACAGCAGCAAAGCCCAGGAUGUCCCUGUUAAAAAUACGCUUUCAUCUCCUGCAAAGGGCUUGUGUUUGGGUCAUCAUAGCAGGGCAGCUGAGCUUUCCUCCCUUCAAAGGCAUGGAGAUGCAGUGCAUCCUGUACCAUGCUCUGAAGUAUCCUUUUCAGGAACAAAUGCUGAGGAAGGGGUGCACACUUCUGGGCAGGAUGAGGAAUCUCCCAACCUCAGGACUGCCUUGCACCAGGAGCAUCCCAGCUCUCCAAAAAAGACACAUGGCUCCUCACCCAGCAGGAAACCACCUCCUAUUUCAAAGAAACCCAAACUGUUCCUUGUCGUGCCACCUCCGCACGUAGAUUUCACAGCAGAGAAAACAACCAAAGUGAAUGAAAGUGUCAGCAGCUCAGCCAGGGGAGAGGUGGUUGAUGUGAAUGGCAGAGAGGCAAAAGCGGGGUUUGCAAUAGGACCUGGUUCUGCCGAGGCAGACUUGGAAAGCUUGGUGCCAGAGGGAGGAGCUGCAGGAUCCACCUUCCUUGCAGAAGUGCAAGCGGAUGUCUAUAUGGUACAGCCUGAUGCAUCACCAGCUCAAGGAGCUUCCAAGCAGGAGGAGCCAAGCACUUCAGAUGAAGGCAGCAAGACAGAGAGCAGGGAAGACACUGGUGGUAACUUGGGCAAUCCCCCUUCUCUAGAGGAUGGAAAUAUUGAGGUAUGUGAGGCUGAGAUGGUAUGUACUUCCCCUGGAGCAUGCAGUAGCCUUAAGGAAGAUGGGGGUGAUGAGGUAACAACUCCAAGUAGACCCAGGACCACAGAAGAUCUUUUUGCAGCUAUCCACAGGUCUAAACGGAAAGUCCUUGGCCGGAAGGAUUCUGACGAUGAUCAUUCCCGAAACCAUUCUCCAUCACCCCCUGUGACACCCACUGGUGCUGCCCCCAACCUGGCUUCCCUUAAACAAGUGGGAUCAAUACAGAGAAGCAUUCGUAAGAGUAGCACUAGCAGUGACAACUUCAAAGCUCUGCUGCUGAAAAAGGGAAGCCGGACAGAUGCCAGCUCUCGAAUGUCAGCAGCGGAGAUGCUGAAGAAUACAGACCCAAGGUUUCACAGAUCCAGGUCAGAGCCCUCACCAGACACCCCUGACAGCCCCUCAAGCUGUUCUCCAAACAAGAACAGGAGGGCCCAGGAAGAGUGGGCCAAGAACGAAGGCCUGAUGCCAAGGAGUCUGUCCUUUUCUGGCACGAGGUAUGGCCGGAGCCGGACGCCGCCUUCUGCAGCAAGCAGCAGGUACAGCAUGAGGAACCGGAUUCAGAGCAGCCCUAUGACUGUCAUUUCUGAGGGGGAAGGAGAAGCAAUGGAGCCCACAGAGAACAGAAUCCAUCGGACUUCAGGAGUUGGGAGGGAGAAGGAAAUGGAUGGAUUUUCUGGGAACCCAAUGGACACAAGUGAACUUCCCAAUUCUAAAGAGCAGGGCUCCAAGGAGGCCCAGGCUCCUAACCAUUUAGAUGCAAUGGAUAAGGCGAAUAGUAAGGUUCUAUCAGGACAGUGUAGAAGUUCUUUAAGGGAAGAGAGUUAGGCUUUGAGGACAAAUAUGCUUUUCACCUUCGUGUUCCAUGUAAUAGGCACGAGGAUAAGGUAUGGGUACCAGGGGUAAUCCCAGGGUGAGACCAUUCACUUUGCUGAGUGUUGAUUACACUCUCUGUGCUGAGUGCCAGAUCAUUGCUGGUUCCACAUGGUAGAGGAAGGUCUAUAGGACUUACAUGGUGUCUGUGCCCUCUGGCUUAAAAGCAAGUCAAAGCUUAACUUCUGAAAGUCCCUCUGGGGAACACUUUUCCUCGGUGCUGGGCACAUAAAGGUCUAUGUGCUUUUGGGGAGUCUUUUUCUUUUAAUUAGUGAGAAAGUGUAGGAGCAAAGAGGUCAACCUAGGUAAACAGAAAGCUUCUGGGACAUAAUAUGGUUGUUGCUUUUGAAGUAUAUUUAUCAAGUUUAGUGAGUUCCAUAAGCAGGAAAAGUCCACAGCUGGUGAGAGGUGGCGGCAUUGCUAAUUCAGGAAUCAAACAAACCAUAUGAAUAUAGAUGCAUGGGUGCUUUUGGAUUUUAAGCAUGUCGUGGUUAAUACAGAGAAGCUGGUAAAGGGCUGGAGUCAUUGGUUCAGGUACUUUUUUCUGGGAAAAAAAAAAGAUUUUUUUUCUUUUUUGUAAAAGUGACAAAAGUGUGUGAAAAUGGCACCACUAAAACUUGGUGUCUGCUGCUAUGCAGCCACCUACUCAUACAGCCUUCAGCCUAAUUUUUAGAAGGUGUGUGUGGUUUUGAAUGAAUUUCCUCCUUGAAUAGAAAUUUAGACAACCUUGGAGAAAACUGAAAUGACUUGUUGUAAAUAUGCAAAAAGACUCUAGUGGUAAUAAAAGAGAAGAAUCAGAAUAAAUGAUAUACUACUAGAGUUGGAAUUUUCUGUUUAUAAAUAAAAUUAUUUCCAAAACUAAAUUUGAAAGCUUGCACUACAAAAUUGUGGGUGGAGAUGUUCCCUUUUAAAACUCUGUUUUGCCAGAAUUUAGUUUCUGUUUGGCAAAUUUCUCAUCACUUGAAAUGUCAAUAUUUGGUAACUUUUGGUCAUACCAAAGAAUAAGUUAUGGCUGUUUCUUUCUAAGCUGUCUGCAAUAUUCCUUUUUUAAAAUAACAUAGAAGGGUCUAUCUUAAUUGUCUUGUAUGUUGGAAAUGAUACUUAGAAGAAAACAACAGUUCUUUUUAGUAAAGAAAAAAUAGCUGGAAUUGGCAUGUUGAAUUGAGCUCUUGAGCCAUACUAGGAAGUUUUUAAAUUUAAAAACAAAAAAUUUUAUACUAAUUGGCUUGUGCAGUUUUUAUAUUAUCUGUAAAUAACUAAGGUUGUUAAUUACAUUUUUAAUCUUCCCCAUCUUAGAAUUUAUCCAUUUUUAGUAUAUGGGAGAAAGUAUGUAGAUUUAUUUAUUUUAGGGAAAUAUGCUUGUGACCCCUACCUCUUCCACCUUCCCUAUCCUUUGAACUCCUUUGUUAGUCAUGUAAAUUCAGGACCUUCACUAAUAAAAUUUUUAGCAGAGGGAUCCAAGGGAUCUAUGCUGUGAUACUUAGCUCAAAUAAAAUGAGACAGCCAAUUGUUAUCUUGUCUUUUAUAUAAAAAUAACUUUUUGGAUCUGCACUAAUGUUUUUACAUCUCUCCAACAUAUCUACCCUAGGCACUUCAUAGUCAUACCAGGAAACCCAAUGUAUUUUUGAGGAUAGCCUAAAGAAUGUAUUCAGGCUCCUUCUAUCUUUUGUAGAAUUGUUUUAUUUCAAGCUGAGAAACCAUCAGGACCUGAUAUUAUUCAACAAUAGAUUUGCUUUAUGAUGUUUCCACAUAAGGCAUAAGGGUUCUGUGGUCUGAAUACUUAGAAUGUUCCUAUGUAUGAUAAAAUUUAUGCAAUCUUCUGUAAGAUCAGAAGUGUCUGAAUAUUGGAAUCCACUACUUAAUAAAUUAACUACCUUGAAGGUAAAGUUGAUAACAAACUUCAUUAAGAGAUUGUCAGAUUUUUAAAAAUUGUACAAAAAUGCUAUUUAAACUUGCUUUAAUAAAAACAAAGUAAAGUAAUAUUUUAA
Antechinus flavipes (yellow-footed antechinus) is the source of this 7822-nucleotide messenger RNA. It is a transcript of the gene NHSL1, whose product is annotated as NHS like 1. The coding region runs from base 756 to 5789 and encodes 1677 amino acids. The transcript is spliced from 8 exons. Gene Ontology annotation, biological process: cell differentiation. NCBI's taxonomy places the organism in Eukaryota, Metazoa, Chordata, Mammalia, Dasyuromorphia, Dasyuridae. The record is from RefSeq and is a predicted model, not a curated record.